Molecule: messenger RNA, 1001 nt
Organism: Lampris incognitus (smalleye Pacific opah)
Lineage: Eukaryota; Metazoa; Chordata; Actinopteri; Lampriformes; Lampridae
Gene: tmem238a
Product: transmembrane protein 238a
Exons: 4
Coding region: 207-521 (104 amino acids)
Source: RefSeq, a predicted model, not a curated record
GAAGGAGAGGGAGAGGGAGAGAGAGAGAGAGAGAGAGAGAGAGAGAGAGAGAAGGAAAGGAAGGAAAGAUAAAACAGAACCCAUCGAACCAGGGUAAACCCAGCGGAUCGGCUUGUCGCCGGGCGAACCACGCGGCGGGACACGGUGAGAGGCCAGGCCAGACCGGACCGGACCAGACCAGACCGGACCAGGCUGGCGGGGUCAUCAUGGGGUUGUGCAAUGGCCUGUCCCACUGCAAGCUUGCUCUGGCCUUUGCAGUGCUGAUGGACUUGCUGGGUGGAGCCGCCCUGCUGGUGGGAGUCUUCGCCCCUCUGGAGAUCAAAGGGAGAGACUUUGGAGACCUGUUUGUCUACACAGGCGCCCUGUUGGUGCUGAUGUCGCUGGCCGGGUGGGUGAUGUGGUACAGCGGGAACAUCGAGGGUCUGACCUCCCGGAAGGAGCUGGGACACAUCGGCAGCGCCGUGGACCGCCUGGCGCGCACCCUCAGCCGCAAGAUCCGCGUCUAUAGGGGCCACCACUGAUCCCGGACAGGGGUUGGAGGGGGAGGGCGUCGGCCAUAUUGCCUGGGCUUUUACAGCUACUGUUGGGGGAUGUACAGACGACUGUGGCCGCGGCGUCGCUCUGUGGACUCACUGCGGCCUGCUGAACCAGUCUGCUGACACCCGGAUCUGUCAGCAUCAGUGUUGGAUAUGAACAUUUCAUAAAGCCGUGACGUCUCUGUCACUGAAUUACACGCAGAAGACCAGUGUUGAAAACCGGCAAAUACACAAAGCCCAUUUCAGCUGUCACUAUCAUGAGUGGCCAGUCUGCUCACGUUUUGUACUGUUUUUGAUAGUUUGUGUGGUUUCAUAUGGUGUGAAGGUCAUGAUUUAGUUCUGGUUUUGUGGUGUCAGGGUUUUCAUAGCGGCUGUAUUCCAGUGUUAAAACGCAGCAGGAGCCUUGUGCUCCGCGUCCAGCUUUCAUGGAAAGCUUUAAUAAAUUACCACUUUUUCACCGCUUAA